CACUUGUCUGCUUCGUAACAAUGUUGGAGUACUUGUCAGCAGACCCAUUCACGUAGUUUUAGCACGCAUGUCCAAAUCUUUUAAUUCUCAACCUCAACCGCAGACUACUCAUGAAGGUGGACAGGCCCGUUUUAGUUGCCAAAUUAAUGCUGUUCCACCUGCAAUCAUCUCCUGGUAUAGAGAUGGCAUUGAACUACCUCAAAAUGACAGCAGGUACACCUUCCUACCCUCAGGUACACUGCAGAUUACUGGGGUUGUGAUGAGUGAUUCAGGUAACUAUAGAUGUCGCUCUAUAAACAUUGCUCGAAUCAGGGACAGUUCUGAAGCCUUUUUGACUGUGCUGCCCAGAGUUCAGCAGUUUCAGCCACCAGUGUUUCUGAGUACUGGUGAAGGAGUUACUGCCAUCACCAAUAAUCCUGCAGUUUUGGAAUGUAUUGCAGACGGGUUUCCUAAGGUUGAACUCAGCUGGAAAAGAGAAGAUGGGAAAGAUAUACCAGAGCACUUUAUACGAAAUGGGAAUCUUUUUUUUCCUAAAGUACAACCUAGUAACAGUGGAUCCUAUAUUUGCGUUGCAAAAUCUGUGAAUAAAGAACUGAGCCAAAUAGCACCUGCCACCCAAAAAAUUCCUCUAACUAUUUAUGGUAUGUUAUCAAAACUUUUAUUAAUUAUAUUAAAAAAAAUUGUGAAAAUGGUGAAAUGUUUUGUUAUAUACAGAAGAAAUGCAUUUACCUGUCACUCUUUUAACCAUUAAUUUUCAUAAUAAUCCAUCAGGACUGAGGCAGUCUGAAGAACAGAAUGAGUUAACCAAGACACAAAGAAAAAGAGUAAA
Messenger RNA from Stegodyphus dumicola, 829 nucleotides. Its product is annotated as protogenin-like. Gene Ontology annotation, biological process: cell-cell adhesion. NCBI's taxonomy places the organism in Eukaryota, Metazoa, Arthropoda, Arachnida, Araneae, Eresidae. The record is from RefSeq and is a predicted model, not a curated record. Gene Ontology annotation, molecular function: protein binding.